CAUUUGACUGAUUCCUCUUUCGAUUGUUGAGAGUGUGACUGUGGGGGGACCUUACCGAGGCAAAAACAUGAAGCAAGAACAUGGGUGACUGAGCAUACCAUUUAUAAACUUCAACUACAGCAGAUAAAGAAGGAGAUAAUUGUUUGCGAUUGUCGAAAGUGUGGUCCAGUUAUGAUAUAACUUCAUGGGGGAAGAAAGAGAUCGCUAUCAUACUUAUGACUUCAUAUUGAAUCACAGAUAUUUGAGGUAGAUUACACAGCUAAUAGAUGCAAACAAUACAAGCAUUCGCUUUGUGCUACUUAUUGCUUUUACAAUAACAAACUAAAUUUUUAAUAGCUGCUUUACCGAGAGCCAUUAAGAGAAGAACCAAAGAAAUUUGAAACUGUAUCUCUGUUUUGACAAAAAAAUAUGUAUAUCUGUCAAGAUCUAAUGCUUCAUUAUGAGGUUUUUUUUUGUGUAACGAGUGAGAGUGUAUUAUUUCCCUUGAUCUAUACAUUGUGCACACCAUACAUUUAAAAGCCAAAGGAGUUACAUUGUAUGUAGGAUUAUCCUAGAUUUUCUAGACUGUAUACAAACAUAGUCUACGAUUUUAUAUAUGAAUCCUCAGAUUGAAACCUAGUUGAAAUUAAAGAAACAGAGGUAUGAAGCUUUAGGACAUUGCUUGUGCUUGAAUGUAAUAGAGUCUCUGUAAUAAGGUCGAAAGUAUACAAAGCUGGAUGUGAAGUACAAUUCUCCGUGGCAACCUCUCAUAAACUAUUUAUAUGCAUCAGCCUCUCGAGAUUUUGCACUCAAAACGGUUUCAGAAUCAUGUAUAAAACUAUAUCACCAAGUGCAUGGAACAAAAGAUUCACGAAUCCUCUCUAUAAUUGGUUUCAUAAAUGGCACUUAGGCACAUAUCAUUUGUAGAAGACCUACAUAUAAUAAUCAUCACAUCUUCACCAAAAUACUACUCAAUAAUUGAUGAAAAAAUAUACUACUAAAUGAUUUAACAAAUAGCACCACACCGCCUACAAGGAUCCAAAACCGAGAAUGGCUCUACAAGAUUUCAUAUGAGAGAAGUUAUAGCUAGUGUUCAAUAUCUGAAGCAUAACGCUGAGACUUCAAUAUGAAUUACUAAAUGAGACUAACACGAUGGACACAGGCACAAGUGAUGUUAUAGAGGAGAGCAUCAGCAAGCAGAGACUUCUCUUGGUGAUAAACAAACAAAAUCAAUCCCACGUGCGUGUAUAUAUUAGGUUUUGGUUUCGGUGUCGGUGAUCAGCUUUUUAAUUUAUUAUUUUUUAUUUUUAUAUAAAAGUUAAACAAACAAAAUCAAUCCCACGUGCGUGUAUAUAUAUAUAUAUCCUAAUUAAAUCAAAACCCUCAACGAUAGCCAAAAGCGUUGUUGGUGUAGUUUCAAAGGGAAAAAUAUGUUAAGGCAGCUUUUAUCAGGUUUCAGCUCAAUUCAUGUUGGUUUGCAGGUGGGAUAUUUGAUUUCGAUACUAAUAGAAAAAGGGAUUCCGAUACUGUUAGAACAAACAUCCCGACGAUUCCCAAAGAGAAAAGUCAAAAGUUUUGGGGUAGAAGACAGGAUAAGUGCGUUACCAGACGAUUUGCUUGUGCGGAUAUUGUUGCUUGUGCCAACAAAAGAUGCCCUGGCUACUAUGAUUUUGUCAAAGCGAUGGCGGUCUAUUUGGACGAUGGUGCCAAAGCUCGACUACUUAGAGAUGAUCAGUGAUGAUACUAACAAAGUAGUUAUUGGCGGUUUACUUGGUCGUUUACUGGAGCGAUUUUUUGGCAGAAAUGAUCAGAAACGACUGUGGCUUUUGCGGUUUAUUGACGAGUCAUUACAAGCCCAUAAGGCACCUGUUUUAGAAGCAUUAGCUAUAGGAGUCGAUAGAGGACGUCACGUUGAUGUUGUUGAUGUUGGAAAUUGGAUUAAAAAAGCGGUUCAUAGUAGAGUGCGUGAGCUAGGGUUUAUUCUCAGAUGGUCCGCGGAGCCUACUAGGUUACCUAAUAACCUUUACACAUGUGAUACACUUGUUUCUCUAGGUCUUUCCAACAAGAUUCUUGUGGAUGUUCCUUCUCCAGCAUGCCUCCCAUCCCUCAAAUAUCUUAUACUUGACUCUGUGGUAUACAAAGAUGAAGAUUCUUUGGCUCGAUUCUUGUCGAGUUGUCCUCUUCUCAAAACUUUGAUUGUGGAACGACACCACCAAGACAACGUAAAAGUUUUCAAUAUAAAAGCCCCAUUUUUGGUGUUUUUAUCAUAUCAUUAUGUGAAACUAGAACCACAUGGCGAAGCAAUUGAGGGAAGUUUAGUAAUAGAUUCUCCGGCUUUAAAGAAAAUCUUCAUCACAGAUCACUCGAGAGACUCUUACUCGAUCGAAAACGAACCUCGCCUUGAGAAGGCAAAUAUCAACUUCCGUUGUUAUCCUGAUGACAGGUUUAGGACAUCUCUUUCCUCAGUCAUGUGUCUCGAAUUAGUUUUGAGCUUUGCAACGGUAUGUGGUGCUCUUUUCAGUUUCAUCCUUUUUAUUUUCUUCAUUGGCAUUGUUGUUACUUACCUGAGAAAGAACAUAUGCAUAAACACAUCUAGGGGUUUUACUUAUGUGUUGUUGUGUUCAUUGCAGUUUUCCUGGUUUAGCACUAUUGGCUACUCUUAUCUUAUGGAGUGUAAGAUAAUACUUGUACACGAUUUAGACUGGUUACAACCACUAAUGUUUUUGCUUCAGAAUUCUCCUAAUCUAAAAGUUCUUCUCAUCGACAAGACAUUCAUUCAAGUUGCGGAGGAGUUGCCGCUUUCAUGGAACCAACCAAGUUCUGUUCCCGGAUGUUUGUCAACCCAUCUAGAGAUCUUUGAGUGGAGAGAAUACAAAGGAAGAAACGAAGAGAGAGAAUUCAUAAACUAUAUCUUUGCUAACUCUAAGUGUUUAAAGAGAGCUGGAUUCUCUCUGAAAUCAACCGGCAACCAUAAAGAUAGAAAGAAUAUGAAAGAUUUGGAGUCUAUGUAUAGGGUUUCAACAUCAUCCCAGCUUCUAUUUUCCACUCAGGUGGAAUAUAUGAGUGUUUCAGGUGAAACAAGGGAGUGAUUUUAUUUCAUAUGGUUCAUGUGUGUUUGCCAUUAGUCAAGUGGUUUCUUCUAAUCAUUUUGUUGUAUGAAACCAACUAAUUUUAUUUUAUUAUAUUGUCCAUGUUUGUUUGCCAUUAGUCAAGUGGUUUCUGUUAAUCAUUCUGUUGUACUAAACCAUCAAAUAUAUCGGGAAGAAGCACACAUUGACUUUGUGGUGUAAGUAUUGUAUAUCAAAUCAUUGGUGUUCAUACAUGCAGUGUGUGUAUAUACAGUAUACACUUCCAACAUAUGAUACAUCUAGAGUCUAUAGAUUCCGUGUUCCAAAGUAUCAGAUUUUGAA
Brassica napus (rape) is the source of this 3389-nucleotide messenger RNA. RefSeq names its product putative FBD-associated F-box protein At1g05080. Lineage: Eukaryota; Viridiplantae; Streptophyta; Magnoliopsida; Brassicales; Brassicaceae. The record is from RefSeq and is a predicted model, not a curated record. The transcript has 2 exons. Gene Ontology annotation, molecular function: protein binding. The coding region runs from base 1410 to 3068 and encodes 552 amino acids.